This is a messenger RNA of Colletotrichum godetiae, 459 nucleotides long. RefSeq lists its product as uncharacterized. The record is from RefSeq and is a predicted model, not a curated record. NCBI's taxonomy places the organism in Eukaryota, Fungi, Ascomycota, Sordariomycetes, Glomerellales, Glomerellaceae. The coding region runs from base 1 to 459 and encodes 152 amino acids. The transcript has a single exon.
AUGGAAUCCGGAUGGAAACUGAUAGCUUUCACAAAAGUUGACUCUCAGGUUUACGCGCAAUACAAAGACAAAUGCGGAACAGGAAGCCUCAGUAUUUAUGAUCUUUUACCAUAUAGGUCUCACAGUAAACGUUAUCCUAACCACCGAAUCCGCGCCUACGCCGACGAGUUUCCCUACGCACCGGAGUUUUUUGCGAAGUUGCGAAGACUGAAAUUGCAGAUAGAUGAAAGUCAGGGAAUCAAGAGUGGGCGUGAACACACAUGCGCCCACAGGGCCGCUGGAAAGCAGUGGGAGAUCUUCUUGCAAACAGAAGAUCCCGACACUUGGUUCAGGUUUGUGGCUGAAACCAAUCACGGUGUCGUUGGAGAGCAGAAUGACACCUUGGACACUCGGUUUGUAGCCUGGAUGAACAAUAUGGAAGACUUCAAAGAAUGGGAAGAGCGUAAGAAGAGUCGGUGA